UACGUCUCCUGUGAGCAAAAGUCCGGUCCUCUACGAAACUCCCCGACCUCAAUCAACUGCCCACUCCGCGUCCACCGCCCAUCCACACACCACCCUCACGAUUCAGAUUAUAAUCUUGCACCUCAGCUGUCAAGAUGUGGCUUAUUGAUUGGUUCUACAACGUGCUUUCAAGCCUUGGUUUGCUCAACAAGCAUGCUAAACUCCUCUUUCUCGGCCUCGACAAUGCCGGCAAGACGACCCUGCUGCACAUGCUGAAGAACGAUCGUGUCGCCAUUCUCCAGCCUACCCUCCACCCUACUUCCGAGGAGCUGGCCAUCGGCAAUGUGCGCUUCACUACCUUCGACCUGGGUGGUCACCAGCAGGCCCGCCGUCUCUGGAAGGACUACUUCCCCGAAGUUAACGGCAUCGUAUUCCUCGUCGACGCCAAGGACCACGAGCGGUUCGCCGAGUCCAAGGCCGAGCUCGAUGCCCUCCUGUCGAUGGAGGAGCUUGCUAAGGUCCCCUUUGUCAUCCUCGGCAACAAGAUUGACCACCCCGACGCCAUUUCCGAGGAGGAGUUGCGUCACCAGCUCGGCAUGUACCAGACGACGGGCAAGGGCAAGGUGCCUCUGGAGGGCAUCCGGCCGAUUGAGGUCUUCAUGUGCUCGGUUGUUCUGAGACAAGGCUACGGCGAUGGUAUCCGGUGGCUCUCGCAGUACGUCUAAACACGUGCCGACGGCUCGGAUUAGAGCUUCCUGGCGUUGUUCAAGGCGGACGGAGCACACACGGACGACUGGCGAGAAUGGUACGAACGAGACGCGUCGGCACGGGAACGAUAUCAUGGUGCCACGUCGACGAAAGCUUCCUCUGGUCGAAGUGCUUGAGGGCGACAUGACGUCGGCAUUCGAAGCUGAGAUAACAUGGAGAGGACAAGAAAGAAAGUGCGUAAUGGACCGAAAUGCCGCUACUGGGCUCUGCGUUGAUCCACGGGAGGGGAGAAGGUCCUCAGCCUCAGGUUGGCCCCAAUGGCAAUUUGGUCGGCCAGCCAGUCGUGCAAUCAUGCAGGUAGCCAAAACAGUCAAGGCUGUUGUUACGCUUGUUAGGCUAGAGUACUUCACUGGGCUUGGGGAAUGGGAAUCUGGUUAUUCACGCGUUUCAAUUGUUAGCCUGCUGUUCUGUCUAGUUAGUGUUGCAUCGACAUCGACACACGACCAUGCCACAUGUGUGUCAACGACCAAAGGGAUCUAUCGAUCUCUCUAGCAUUACGGAACGUGACUGUUCGCGACGGGAUUGCCCACCCAAUUUGACGAUCCCUGCGGAGCCUCACAGACGUUCGUACGUGGUAGUACCAAGGUAUUCCUAGCGGGGUCGUGAUGGUGAUGUAACCGAGGCCACCGUGUUCAAAGCCGUCUAGGUUUCGAGGCGGGUACUCCGUCGGGUGCGUGAUGAUGUGUCGAGCUUAGGUGGAGUGUGGCUGGCCCUUUGGCCUGUUCCAUAAGCCACACACAGCCCCAGACUCAUCGCCAGGAUGGCUGACGUCUCGAUGAUGAGACAAUCGAAAAUCCAAAAAAAUGUGAACCAUGCCCGCCGCCCGCGACCAUGUCAAGAAGUAACCCCCCUCAUCUCUCUCUCCUCGCUCAGCCUCGUUGAUCACUGGGAGACAGGGCCCACUGCGCUCUGCCCAUCUUUAUCUUUAUCUGCGUCUAUGUGGUAUUUUUGUCGGGGUUUAGGGGUACGCCUGCCGCCCCUGCCCGCACAGUGAACUGGGGCGGAGCCUUGUUCUACCUCGAGAUCCCGAUACCCCGAUCU
This is a messenger RNA of Colletotrichum destructivum, 1788 nucleotides long. RefSeq names its product Putative small GTP-binding protein. Gene Ontology annotation, molecular function: GTPase activity; GTP binding. Gene Ontology annotation, cellular component: endoplasmic reticulum exit site; COPII vesicle coat. The transcript has 5 exons. The record is from RefSeq and is a predicted model, not a curated record. The coding region runs from base 135 to 704 and encodes 189 amino acids. Gene Ontology annotation, biological process: vesicle organization; membrane organization; endoplasmic reticulum to Golgi vesicle-mediated transport. NCBI's taxonomy places the organism in Eukaryota, Fungi, Ascomycota, Sordariomycetes, Glomerellales, Glomerellaceae.